Molecule: messenger RNA, 2454 nt
Organism: Acipenser ruthenus (sterlet)
Lineage: Eukaryota; Metazoa; Chordata; Actinopteri; Acipenseriformes; Acipenseridae
Product: CCAAT/enhancer-binding protein alpha
Exons: 1
Coding region: 272-1174 (300 amino acids)
Biological process (GO): regulation of transcription by RNA polymerase II; DNA-templated transcription; myeloid cell differentiation
Molecular function (GO): DNA-binding transcription factor activity, RNA polymerase II-specific; RNA polymerase II cis-regulatory region sequence-specific DNA binding
Source: RefSeq, a predicted model, not a curated record
GGGAGAGUAAAUCAGUCGAGCUAUUUGAGCUUCUAGGACAGCAUAACCAAGGCAAUACAAACUAGGGACUGGGAAGCGUUUCGUUGCCUUAAAGGACUUUAAUACAGCUCUCCUGCGACAGUCCACAUUUGAACUGUCUUCAAGAGCACCACUUUUAAGCAAAUAAACUUAGACUGAGCCUGUUUCUUCAGCCAACACGGCAUUCUCCGGUAGUUUUAACAAGCUGGAUUCCCGGAGCUCUUCACCAUGUGUGGCGGGUUUUAGGUACUCCAUGGAGCAACCCAAUUUCUACGAGGUCGACCCAAGGCCCCUGAUGACAAGCCUACCCCAUAACCAGCAAAGUACCUACGGUUACAAAGAGAGUCCUGCAGCUGGAGAUCUCAACGAAAUCUGCGAGAACGAAAGUUCGAUAGACAUUAGCGCCUACAUUGACCCUGCAGCCUUUAACGACGAGUUUUUGGCUGACUUAUUCCACAACAGCUCCAAGCAAGACAAAUCCAAGCUGGCGAGCGGAGAGUUUGAGUACCCCAAUGGGGCCAAUGUUAGUGUGCCAAGCGGUCACCAACAGGCGUUUGGCUGCAUGGCUAGCUACAUGGACGCCUCUAAGCUGGAGCCAAUUUAUGACCACCCUUCCAGAAUCCGACCUGUGGCAAUCAAACGGGAGCCCGGGGAAGAUGAAGAUGCCAGCCAAACUUCAAUGCCUCCUUCAUACCCACACCAUCACCACCACCACCCUCACAACCAACAGCAUCUACCGCAUCUCCAAUACCAGGUCGCGCAUUGCGCACAGACCACUAUGCAUCUUCAACCUGGCCACCCGACGCCUCCACCGACCCCCGUGCCGAGUCCUCAACACCAACAGAAUCACCUGCCUGGGGGGUCGAUAAAGAUGAUGGGUGGUGGAGACAGGGGAAAAGGCAAAAAACACGUUGACAAGAGCAGCGAGGAGUAUCGCCUUAGGAGAGAGCGAAACAAUAUUGCUGUGAGGAAGAGCCGGGACAAGGCGAAGAUAAGGAACGUGGAAACCCAGCACAAAGUGAUGGAGCUAGCAACUGAUAACGAAAGACUACGCAAGAGGGUAGAACACCUCACCAGAGAACUGGAUACAUUGAGGGGGAUCUUCAGGCAGCUUCCUGACGGCUCCUUGGCCAAAGUCAUGGGAAACUGUGCGUAAAAAUUGACUAAAAAAAACCCCAAAAAACUCUGGGACUCAGAACUAGCUGGUACAAUGUUUUCUGCUGGGUCUCUUAGUACUAAACGAAAGCUCUGACAGAAUCUCAAACUUUUUAUUUAAAAGAAAGAGCCAGGCAACUGAGAUAUAAAUAUCUGUGCCUUUUGUACAAAAAUAAGCUUAUUUUUAACACGUAAGUGUUGAAUUGGAGGUAUAAAUGCUGCGUGCCUUAUAUACAUGUAAAAACGCGCAAUGUGUGUUCUUAGCUUGUGCAGCUUAGUUGUAUUUUGUUUGUUUGUUUUGCAUUUAAACAUACCAUCACAAUGUUUAUACCAGUCAGUAAACAAAAAAAAAAUACAAACAUAUGCGCUGUGCCUUUUAAAAAUCGCAAGUCUGUAUGUUACUUUAUUAUUAUUAUUAUUAUUAUUAUUAUUAUUAUUAUUAUUAAUAAUAAUAAUAAACUGGUGAAGAAAAAAAAUAAGAUUUAUUGAUGUCCGCCGACUUCAACUUAUGCUGUUGUCUUUUGUUAACAGCAAUAUGAUAUAUAUUUUUUAUAAAAGACAAUAAUGAUUCCUCGCCAUGCUUAAAAGACGUGAUCCUUUCAUUUUUACAGGUGUCCCGUCUUUAGGAAGUAUAUUUUUAAAGCUGGGCAGUUUGAGAUUCUUUCACUCAAUUUACUGUUUUUUGUUUUCGGAGAAGCAAUUAGUCCUGGUCAGAAAUAUAGGAUUUAAUAAUAUGCCCAAGUAUAGGACAGAAGCGUAGCUGCAAUACUGCGGUAAUGUGCUUCAAAUAGGCAGUUAAUAAUAACGAUACACUAUGUGCACUAUAUGUCAUAAAAAUACCACAAGUACAGGUCAUUGUAUUUUUUUAAGCAUAAAGAUGCGGGUAUCACCCUAUUAAACAGCUAUCUCGGUGCUUUUAUCCAGCUCUAAUGAACCAUCACGAUUCCAUAUAAAGUGUUUGUUGUUUAGAUUUUUGUCAGUGGUUGGAUAGCCUACUUAUUUGGAACAGCUUGCUGUCUUCGUUUGUAAGUUGUAUACACUGUAUUUAAACUAUUGCAGACGUUUGUAUUCAUUACAUUUUUACAUUAUUUUCGUCUAUAAGGGGUGUCACAGGAUGUUUGACAUUAAAAAAAAGAAAAUAAAUAAACGCAAGCACUUUUACUAAUGCCGUUUUGCCAAUGUACGAAAUAUGUCUCAAAUACGUUUAAUUUGUAAAAGAAGGUUCUUGAUAUAUGCCAAAACAUUAUUGAAAUAUAUAAUAAAUGUAAAUCUUGUGGUAUA